Messenger RNA from Musa acuminata AAA Group (dessert banana), 2280 nucleotides. RefSeq lists its product as uncharacterized. The record is from RefSeq and is a predicted model, not a curated record. NCBI's taxonomy places the organism in Eukaryota, Viridiplantae, Streptophyta, Magnoliopsida, Zingiberales, Musaceae. The coding region runs from base 1253 to 1936 and encodes 227 amino acids. The transcript is spliced from 8 exons. Gene Ontology annotation, molecular function: zinc ion binding.
AUUUUGCUGAAUGUUAUUUUUCAAUGCAAUCGUUCUGAAUGAAUCAUGAUGUGGUGCAUUGGUUUUGGUAAGGUGCCCUCCCGUCAACAAGAAGUUUCUUAUGGGUCCAUUUUAGGGAGUUGCUUGAUUCAUAUCUUGUUGUACAACGAAAGCAAUCUUCGUAGAGUGUGGGCAAAUACUCUUUAUUUGUUUACAUCUUAGCCUAGAAUGGUAAAGGUUGCAUGUAAGAUCACUUCCCAAGCCUGACAUCGUGCAUUGGUCUGUUCUUGUUGAUUUUGGUAUUUGCUUGUUGUUUUGCUUGCAUGUCAGAUCAAACUGGGGUUGAAAAAUAAUAUUAUGGUGAAUAAAAUUGCAACAUAUGGUGAUUUAGCAGAUUCAUGUGCAUGCUCGUUGAUGAGAGUGCUGUCAGUUUAAAGUGCAUGCAUCUUUUAUCAACCUGAAAGGAUAUGCUCUUAUUCAUAUGCAGAUCAUGCAGUAAACAGAUCACCUGUCAAAGUAUGCGCCAUCAACCGUUCUGCUUCAUCAGAAAUCAAAACUACUGUUCAUGUCCUAAAAGGCAAGGAAGUUUAUGCUACUACAGAGGCAAUAAAGAAGAGGGUCCAACAUGCCUAGAGUUGAUGAAUCCAUGGAAUGGGCCCCUACCCAGCACCAAUCAGAAAGAAAAGAAGAGAUCAUCAUUUCAAAGAAAAAGAAGCUUGUCUUCCUCAAUGAUUCCGGUUCACAUGCCUCCAAAAGUGGAGUUGUAUGUCAGACACAAGAUUCCAUGAACAGCAGAACAGCUCUGAUUUGCCCGGAGGUUCGAGGAUGAAUUACCAUCUCGGGUUAAAUGUCACUUUAGUGUGGUGGGACGCAUGCUUUUGGGAAUGAAUGAGAAUCUCCGGAUGACUCCGUGACCGACGGGGCGUGACAAUGUGGAACAGUUAUGAGCUUUACUUGGCUUGUGUCGCAUCGACGGAAACUCAAGUGGGUCACAAACAGCGAAUGAGUAUGGCGAAUCCAGAUGUGGAGAUGGUAAAUUGUGAUCCCGAUGGCUCGAAUUACUCCCAAGGAGAAAGGAACGAGGUGAGAGACCGGAACUGCUUGCUUGAUAUAGUCAAAAGACAAAGACGCGUCCGGGUGGCGCUGCUGCAUAUCUUUUGACCCUUCACACUGACUUCAUGGGCACGUUAACCCUAUUUGAUUACAAGAGUUAAAGAUCAUUAGGGUGGUUCAUGCGAUAUCACAAGCUUUCAUUCGUAAGGUCCUUUGUAAAAUGAGUAAAAUGGGUGGCAAAUCCUCCGGGGAUAUUGAAGAAGGGACGCACCGCUCUCACCAGACUCAGAGCGAUGAAGAUAGCCUUUGCUUCUCUGAUGCAGAAGCACAUUCGUGGCAGUCGCCAUAUGGCUCCAACGGCGGCGGUUCCACUUAUGAUGAAGGUCGGGUCUCGGCUGCUUCCUGCCUUGAGAUUGAUGGGUCUCGAGAGCAUGGUAGAAAAUCCUGUGUCUCGGAGUCUUCACUUGAUGAUGAUGAUGAUGAUACGGAGAUGGGGGCUUCGGAGGUAAAGAUGAAUAUAGAUAAAUUUGAGCGAGACUGCAGGAUUUGUCAUCUCAGCUUGGAGAAGGCGGCUUCAGAGUCGGGUGUAACAAUUGUCUUGGGCUGCUCCUGCAAGGGUGAUUUAGCUGCUGCACACAAGCAGUGUGCUGAGACAUGGUUUAAAAUCAAAGGAAACAAGAUCUGUGAGAUUUGUGGCUCGACUGCACUGAAUGUGGCCGGUGUGAGCGACACCGAGCCCAUAGAGCAGUGGAGUGAGGCUAACACUUCUCAAGCACCGCCUGCCGUGCCGCCAUCUGAAACCCGGAGCUUUUGGCAGGGGCACCGUUUACUUAAAUUCCUCGUUGCAUGUUUGGUGCUUGCCUUUGUUGUUUCCUGGCUCUUCCACUUCAAUGCUCCAGGCUGAACAAUGGACAGGUUUGUGGGUAUUAAAGAAACAAGGGUAAAGCAGUUCUCUCUUGCUGCUCAAAAACCAUCAGCUGCAACACCAUUAAAACCACCAAAACAAUGAGCUUGUUUUGCAUUGAAGGGAAAAUGAUCAAGCAUACUGGAUGUGAUGAGGCACAUAAGAAGUUAUAGAUGUAGACAUCAAGUUUGUAGUGAAACCAAAGCCAACUUUCCACUUUACUUUAUUGUCCCUUGUUGUAUGGUUCUGCCAUUUUGUAAUUGUCUCUCCUUUGUUCACCAUUCUACCAUCAUUAUCCAGUGUUCUUUUAUCUUAAUAACACAUUCUUGCUGUAGCUUAUAUGA